UUUAGCUGCAACAUACAAGCCGGCCAUAUUAGAGCGAUGGAAAUAAAGCUUCCUUAAUGUUGUAUAUGUCUUUGAAGUACAUCUGUGCAUUUUUUGUUUUGUUUUGUUUUAGCAUCUAACCACUCCUCCCUUGUAGUCCUCAGCCCCUCAAAUCCACCCUCUCCCAUAGCCCACCUGACUAACAUCUCAGUCUCUGAAAAUGCACAGAGAUGCCUGGCUACCUCGCCCUGCCUUCAGUCUCACGGGGCUCAGUCUCUUUUUCUCUUUGGUGCCACCAGGGUGGAGCAUGGAGGUCACAGUACCUGCCAACCUCAAUGUCCUCAAUGGCUCUGAUGCCCGCCUGCUCUGCACUUUCAACUCCUGCUACACAGUGAACCACAAGCAGUUCUCCUUGAACUGGACUUACCAGGAGUGCAGUAACUGCUCCGAGGAGAUGUUCCUCCAGUUCAAAAUGAAGAUCAUUAAUCUGAAGCUGGAGCGCUUCCGUGACCGUGUGGAGUUCUCGGGGAACCCCAGCAAGUACGAUGUGUCAGUGACGCUGAAGAACGUGCAGCUGGAGGACGAGGGCAUCUACAACUGCUACAUCAUGAACCCGCCCGACCGCCACCGUGGCCAUGGCAAGAUCCAGCUGCAGGUCCUCCUGGAAGAGCCCCCCGAGCGGGACUCCACGGUGGCAGUGAUUGUGGGAGCCUCCGUGGGGGGCUUUCUGGCUGUGGUCAUCUUGGUGCUGAUGGUGGUCAAGUGCGUGAGGAGGAAAAAAGAGCAGAAACUGAGCACGGAUGACCUGAAGACCGAGGAGGAGGGCAAGACGGACGGCGAGGGCAACGCGGACGACGGCGCCAAGUAACCAGGGCCAGAGGCCGCAGCCCCUCCCCGUGUCCUGUCCUCCCGCCCUCCGCCCUGUCCCGCGUGACCCCCCGUCCUCUCUUGGUGUGCUUCUCUUGAACCAGGAGCCCAGGGCCCACCCGGGGCCUCCUGAACCCCUCACUGCGUAUCCCUGCCCUGCACCAAGAGCGACCCACCUCUCUUCCAUCUGAGAAACCUGCCAUGGCGUCUGGGAUGUGUGGGCCCCGGGGAGAGAAGAGAAGGGGCUCUAACCCACCAGUCCCUGAGAGGAGGCAGGGGGCAC
This is a messenger RNA of Galeopterus variegatus (Sunda flying lemur), 1129 nucleotides long. It is a transcript of the gene SCN2B, whose product is annotated as sodium channel, voltage-gated, type II, beta subunit. The record is from RefSeq and is a predicted model, not a curated record. Gene Ontology annotation, molecular function: sodium channel regulator activity. The transcript has 4 exons. Lineage: Eukaryota; Metazoa; Chordata; Mammalia; Dermoptera; Cynocephalidae. Gene Ontology annotation, cellular component: membrane; voltage-gated sodium channel complex. Gene Ontology annotation, biological process: membrane depolarization during cardiac muscle cell action potential; cardiac muscle cell action potential involved in contraction; regulation of sodium ion transmembrane transporter activity. Bases 200 to 847 code for a protein of 215 amino acids.